Molecule: messenger RNA, 635 nt
Organism: Saitoella complicata NRRL Y-17804
Lineage: Eukaryota; Fungi; Ascomycota; Saitoellomycetes; Saitoellales; Saitoellaceae
Exons: 1
Coding region: 134-580 (148 amino acids)
Source: RefSeq, a predicted model, not a curated record
AUCCGCAUACACCCACAACCAUUGCAACCAGCAACCAGCAACCAACCGACUUGGACCUUUGCUUGAACUUUGACUUCUAAAGCUCUUUUCUGACUUGAAUCUCAUUUUGCACACACACGAAGACGAGACGAGAAUGCCGUCGAAUAACAACAGUACAGCUGGUCAGGGUGUCAAGAACUUUGUUAACGGGCGUAUGCCGGGGUUGUUUGGGGCCAAGUUUUCCUAUAAACCUCAAGCACCCACAUCUUCUUCUUCUGGUCCGACGAAUGCACCGCGUCCAUCGAUUGACAGCACCACAGCAGCUGCUGGUCCCGCUUUCGGAACUCGUGCGAAUCGCCAGUUUUUGUUUCCCCAGCCGGCUCAGGCGAGUAAUACGACAGUGGUGACGGCAAAACAGCAGGCCCCCGAUGCUAGUGACGCGAAUUUGUUGAGGGUCAAGUUGGAGAAGGUCGAUGAAGUUAUGGGACGCGGUGGGGAGCACGCGGGUGAUUCGGAGAGUGAUGAGGGUACGGUGAAGAUGGAGAAAGGGGAGGGUGAAGUGAAGAUCAAGCAAGAGAAGAUUGAAAAGGUUCAGGGGUGAGUUUUUGAGUGGGUUUAAGGGGGUGUAUGCUAUGGUUUAGGGAGUGUAUGCUGAC